Molecule: messenger RNA, 2326 nt
Organism: Gadus chalcogrammus (walleye pollock)
Lineage: Eukaryota; Metazoa; Chordata; Actinopteri; Gadiformes; Gadidae
Gene: fermt2
Product: FERM domain containing kindlin 2
Exons: 17
Coding region: 220-2310 (696 amino acids)
Biological process (GO): integrin-mediated signaling pathway; cell-matrix adhesion
Cellular component (GO): focal adhesion; extrinsic component of cytoplasmic side of plasma membrane
Molecular function (GO): integrin binding
Source: RefSeq, a predicted model, not a curated record
GCUGCUGCUGGAAAGAGGGAGGGAGGAACGGGGACGGCUGGACUCCAUUAGCCGAAGCCCGAGGAAACACUUUGGGAUACUUCACUUCGGCGAGUUCUUGUUUUUUUCUUUUUAAAAAACAUCUUUAUACAUGGUGUGAUAGGGACCUGGACUUGUUGAAUAUCGUACGGUCGACAGUUUUUGCGCUUUUGCUCUCUGGGUUUGGUGUAUUUCUGAAGGAUGGCGCUGGACGGGAUCCGAAUGCCCGAUGGCUGCUAUGCCGACGGGACAUGGGAACUGAAGAUGCAUGUCACCGACCUCAAAAGGGACGUGUCUUUGAGGGUGACUGGGGAAAUCCAUAUCGGUGGUGUCAUGCUGAAACUAGUGGAGAAACUCGAUGUGAAGAAGGACUGGUCGGACCACGCGCUUUGGUGGGAGAAGAAGAAGACCUGGCUGUUGAAAACCCACUGGACGCUGGACAAGUACGGCAUCCAGGCGGACGCCAGGCUGCUCUUCACGCCGCAGCACAAGCUCCUGCGCCUGCAGCUGCCCAACAUGAAGCACAUGAAGGUCAAGGUCAACUUCUCCGACCGUGUCUUCAAGGCCGUCUCGGACAUCUGCAAAACCUUCAAUAUCCGGCACCCAGAGGAGUUGUCUCUUCUGCGUAAACCCCGCGAUCCGAAGAAGAAGAAGAAAAAGCUGGAGGAGGCAGAUGAGGAGGCCCUAGAGCUGGAGGGUCCCAUGCUGACGCCUGGAUCAGCCUCUGAGAUAAUAUUCAUCGGACCUGUCAAAGGAAGCAUCUACUCCAGCCCGGGUCUCUACAGCAAGACCAUGACCCCCACUUAUGACUCUCGGGAUGGCAGUCCCCUGUCCCCCACCACCGCCUGGUUCGGCGACAGCCCCCUGUCCGAGGGGAACCCCAGCAUCCUGGCCGUCAGCCAGCCCAUCUCCUCCCCGGACAUCCUGGUGAAGCUCUACAAGCCCCAGUCCCUCCUAGACAAGGCCAAGAUCAACCAGGGCUGGCUGGACUCCUCCAGGUCUCUGAUGGAGCAGGACGUGAAGGAGAACGAGGUGCUGCUUCUCCGGUUUAAAUACCACAGCUUCUUUGACCUAAACCCCAAGUAUGAUGCCAUCCGGGUCAACCAGCUCUAUGAACAGGCCAAGUGGGCCAUCCUGAUAGAGGAAAUUGAGUGCACCGAGGAGGAAAUGAUGAUGUUUGCUGCCCUGCAGUACCACAUCAACAAGCUGUCCAUCAUGUCCUCGGACCACCACAUGAACAACAGUGAGAAGGAGGUGGACGAGGUGGACGCCGCCCUGUCGGACCUGGAGAUCACCCUGGAGGGAGGCAAGACCUCCAACACGCUGGGUGAUAUCACAUCCAUCCCAGAGCUAGCCGACUAUGUCAAGAUCUUCAAGCCCAAGAAACUGACGCUGAAGAGUCACAAGCAGUACUGGUGCACGUUCAAGGACAUCACCGUCUCCUGCUACAAGACCAAGGAAGAGGCGCACGGCACCCCGGCUCUCCAGAUGAACCUCAGAGGCUGUGAGGUAACUCCAGAUGUCAACAUCUCCGGUCAGAAAUUCAACAUCAAGCUGCUAAUCCCCGUGGCGGACGGCAUGAAUGAGAUCUGGCUACGGUGUGACAUGGAGAAGCAGUACGCCCCCUGGAUGGCGGCGUGUCGCCUGGCCUCCAAGGGGAAGACGAUGGCGGACAGCUCCUACAACCUGGAGGUGCAGAACAUCCUGUCCUUCCUGAAGAUGCAGCACAUGAACCCCGACCCCCAGUACAUCGCCGAGCCCAUCACCACCGACAUCAACCCCGAGUGCCUGGUGUCGCCCCGCUACCUGAAGAAGUACAAGAACAAGCAGCCAGGCUUUAUCAGGGACUUGAUCUCGGCCAGGAUCCUGGAGGCCCACCAGAACGUUGCCCAGAUGAGUCUGAUCGAAGCCAAGAUGCGCUUCAUCCAGGCCUGGCAGUCGCUGCCCGAGUUUGGCAUCACACACUUCCUCGCCAAGUUCCAGGGCGGGAAGAGGGAGGAGCUUAUCGGCAUCACGUACAACCGUCUGAUCCGCAUGGACGCCAGCACCGGCGAUGCCAUCAAGACGUGGCGCUUCAGCAACAUGAAGCAGUGGAACGUCAACUGGGAGAUCAAGAUGGUGACGGUGGAGUUUGCGGACGAGCCCAGCCUGGCCUUCAUCUGUGCCGAGGUGGACUGCAAGGUGGUGCACGAGUUCAUCGGGGGAUACAUCUUCCUGUCCACGCGCGCCAAGGACCAGAACGAGUCCUUGGACGAGGAGAUGUUCUACAAGCUCACCAGCGGCUGGGUCUGAGGGGUCAGGGGUCAAG